AUGGAGCCUUCAUUUGAGGAUAUGCAGUCUAUUCGAGAUGCAGAUCGCGGGUUUGUUGAUCGUCUCGACCCGUGUAUCAUUAAAGAUCGCCAAGGCCGUGUUGUCUGGGAUAAUGAAGCCUACAACUUCCUCUAUAGAAAGCCUGCCCCAGAGACCACGAACCCUAAGCUAUGGCGUCAAGCUCAACUUGUUGCAAAACAAGGACUUUUUGAGGUUGUCGACGGUAUAUAUCAAAUCAGGGGUUUCGAUCUCUCGAAUAUGACUGUGAUUGAAGGAAAGGAGGGUAUAAUCGUGAUCGAUCCCCUUACUUCUAUGGAGUGUGCAAAGGCUGCACUAGACCUGUAUUGCAAGAAUCGCGGCAGCAGACUUGUGCUAGACAUGAUAUACACGCACUAUCACGCGGAUUAUUUUGGCGGUGUUGGGGGAAUCUUAUCCCGAGAUGAGGCCCUUAAAAUACUGGUGGUUGCCUCUCAGAGCUUUCUUAAGCAUGCUGUCAGCGAAAACAUUUUUGCAAGUAAUACUAUGGCUCGUAAGGCGGGAUAUAUGUAUAGAAAUGAAUUACCUAAAAGUCCCUAA
Molecule: messenger RNA, 576 nt
Organism: Penicillium olsonii
Lineage: Eukaryota; Fungi; Ascomycota; Eurotiomycetes; Eurotiales; Aspergillaceae
Source: the annotation of a GenBank genome assembly